Tribolium castaneum (red flour beetle) is the source of this 873-nucleotide messenger RNA. RefSeq lists its product as uncharacterized. The record is from RefSeq and is a predicted model, not a curated record. The coding region runs from base 140 to 790 and encodes 216 amino acids. The transcript is spliced from 2 exons. Lineage: Eukaryota; Metazoa; Arthropoda; Insecta; Coleoptera; Tenebrionidae.
AGAAGGCUCUAAAAUUAUUCUCCCCGAAAUCAAAAGCUCUGAAACCAAUUCCUUGACAACCAAACAACAAACUGAAAAAUACGACAGAAGCAGCAGAAAAUUUUCUCUCUGAGCUAAAACCCAAACUUGCAGCUUGAAAAUGUUAUUGUUUGCCUUCAUCCUGUUUGCCUUCCUGCAAACUUCCUUCCCCCUCCCUGCCACCGAAAACCCGGCCCCCACCCACAAUCCUGCAGUCGAAUUCUUCAAGGAAAUCCCCCUGAAACCGUUCAAGGACCUGAACGAGAAGCACUUGAAGGAGGACACUGGUUUCCAGGCCGCUUUGGUCUACCUCAAGUCUCCGGAAUGGAUCCAAAUGGUCGCAGAUGUGCGAAAGGACCCGGCCUGGCUUGAAUACAAGAAAUUUCUGAACGACAGUGCUAUCGAUAUCGAAUUUGUGAUCAAACAUGUCGAACAUUGCCUUAAUGCCACCAACACUAAAGACUUCAAAGUGGACAAAGUUAAACCAAGCCUUGGCAAAUUCUUCGACGAUGUGAAGACAACUUAUUCGGUUUUGGUCCUGAAAGCUGCCCAGAAUUAUCUUGCCAAAGAGAGCAACAGCGCAACUUAUCGCAAUUUCAUCGCCAAGUUGCAGAGUCAGGAGUCCCGCAAGAUGCUGGAGAAGGCUUUGGGCCAACCCCCGGUCAAAAAAGUGGCUUUGAAGCUGAAGGAAAUGGACUUUGAUAUCGAAUUUCUCCUCGAGUUCUACUACUCUCUCCUUGGCUGGCGCCCAAUCUACAAAUUCAGCGCUUAAUUUUCGCCCAGUGAUUGUUUUUUAUUUUUUAUGUUUAAAGUUUUGUAUGUAUUUGUUGGUUGAAUAAAGUUUUUUUGUGCGUU